Molecule: messenger RNA, 3318 nt
Organism: Sphaerulina musiva SO2202
Lineage: Eukaryota; Fungi; Ascomycota; Dothideomycetes; Mycosphaerellales; Mycosphaerellaceae
Product: NAD(P)-binding protein
Exons: 1
Coding region: 33-1049 (338 amino acids)
Molecular function (GO): nucleotide binding
Source: RefSeq, a predicted model, not a curated record
CACAUCUCGACUCAACGCUUCUACAAACAGCUAUGGCCAUCACUUAUGGUGUCAUCGGCACGAAUUGGAUCACAGACUCGUGGAUCCAAGCCGCCAACAAAACCGGCCAAUGGCAACUCCAAGCCGUCUACUCACGCACGAGAGAGCAAGCAGACAAGUUUGCCUCGAAAUAUGCCUGCUCAAAGCUCUAUACCACCCUGGACGACCUCGCUGCCGACCAGGACCUCCAAGCCAUUUACAUCGCUUCCCCCAACAGCCUGCACUACGAGCAGGCGAAGCAGAUGCUAAAGGCCAAGAAGCACGUCCUGCUCGAGAAGCCUGCCACAUCCACUCCCGCCGAGCUCGAUGAUCUGUUCCGGAUAGCGAAAGAGGAGGGCGUGUAUCUCAUCGAGGCAUACCGCCAUAUUCACGAGGCCAACUACAAACUGCUGCGCAAAAUGGUCCACGAGGAGAAGCGGCUCGGGCCCAUUUACGGCGCCUCGUUCUCCUACUGUUCCUACAGUAGCCGAUACAACAACGUCUUGAACGGAGAAACACCCAACAUCUUCUCCCUCGACUUCAGCGGAGGCAGUCUCGUCGACGUGGGCGUCUAUCCCGUAACAUUUGCCGUAGCCCUCUUCGGCCGCCCCCAGACACAGUCCUACAUCCCCACCAUCUGCCGCACAGGAGUCGACGCAGGCGGAUGUGGAAUCUUGCAAUACGACGGGUUUGGCGUGCAAAUCAGCGCUUCCAAGUGCUAUCAGAGCACCGCACCCUGCGAAAUCUAUGGCGAAAAGGGUACUCUCACCAUCAACGCGACGACGGAUAUUGCGUCCAUUGCACACUGGAGUCCGCAGACGAAAAAGAGCGAGGAGUUGGCGGGUCCGUGUAAGACGGUGGAGAAACCGAAUGUCAAUAUGGAAGAAGAGGCGGCAGAAUAUGCGAGAAUUUUGAAUGAAAAGGAUACGGCGAGUUUGCAGGAGUUGGAAACUAUUUCACGGAAUGUCAUUCAUGUCACUUCGGAGAUGCGGAGACAGGCUGGUAUUGUCUAUCCAGCGGAUAAGAAGUAAGAACUACGAGACUAGUGGUAGAAGAGGAAUCGCCCACGAGGACAUUGAAGCUUGCGCAUGAAAGCUUGCAGAAGUAUCUACACAGGAUGACCCAUGCCUCUCAACGUGACGCAAGCAUCUGUCCUGUACAUACAUACAUACACAUGUACAUAGGUACAUGUACAUAGCAACCACCAGUAAUCAUCUCACUACAUAAGGUAGGUAGAUAGAUACUACCUCCUCCUCUACUUACACCCUUCCCUUCCUCACCUUCCACUCUCCAAUCCACUCCUCCGCCCUCGCCCUCGGAACUACAAACACCCUUACCAACCCAUCCCCAAUCUCCACCUGUUUUCCUUUUCCCGACCCCGCCAGUAAUUUGAUCAAAGGUAAUUUCUUACCCGCUUUGAUCAGACCACUAGGGGAAGUUUCCAUGUAGCAAUCUACUUGGGAAUGGAUCGCUGCUGUAGAGGCAGAAGGGGAAGAUGAUGAAGGGGAUGAAGGACUGGAAGGGGAAGGGGAAUAUUCGUGCUUGGCAUCCCAGGGCAAAGGUAAUAAAUACGCGAGAUGAUCACCCAACGUCUCGUGUUCUUGAAAUUCUUUCACGAAAUCGGUCUGGGCGUGUAGAGGGUAGAGGAAGAGGACGGGGAACGAGAGUGUGGAAGUGGGAUCUUGAGGGUCGGAGAGGUGGAUGGCUGCGUCUUCCAAUUCGGGUGGUGAUGUCGAUGAGGAUGAAACUUCUCCAGUUUCAUGAUCACGCAAGAGGGAAAUAUUCCUCGCUUUCAACGCAGCGUGCAGGGUGAUUUUCUCCCGAUGAAGACGUGCUUCGCGUUUCUCGCGUUCGGCGUGGAGAUUGCGGAGGUGGGUUUUGCGGGAGUGGAUUUUGGAUUGGAGGACCGAGAGGGAGGUGUUGGUGGGGUCGUAUUGUAAGCCGGAUAGACAGGCAUCUUCUGCUUCGGGGAUUUUGUCUAGGGCGAGACAGGCGGUCGCUGCGCGGUACCAGGCUUUGAUGUUCCGGGGAUUGAGCCGGAGUACGGAGGCGCAAUCUUUGUUGACUUGGCCGUAGUUUUCUGCGGGAAGGACGGGAAAAAGGAAAGAGGACUUGUAUCAGCUGUGUGGGGGAAAUACUUGUGGAUGUUUUGUGUUGGGGGAAGUGAUACUCAUCUCGAGGUUACAGAGAGCACGAUUGGCCAAACAUGCUUCCUCUAUCUCGCGUUCUUUCUUCGCUUCAGCCUCCUCGUCAACUGGAGUAACCUGGUCCUCCUCCACAUCUGUUACAUCCAAGAUCCUAGUGCUAGUAGUAGGAACAGCAUCAGCACCGGCAGCACCAGCAAAGUCGUCAUCCUUCGGAGCCUCCGACAACUUCACUUUCCCCUGCACCGAAGCGAUAGCUUUGGUAUAAAACUCGCGAGCAUCUUUCCAGAGUUUGCCACGCGCAGCUUCAUUUCCCUGUUCCCGGAAGUUCGCCGCCACUUCAGCUUUGCUUCCUUCGUAUGCGAGAGCUUUGAUGGCCUCGAGCAUCACGUUCUCGCCGCCUUCGCCAUCUGUCUCGUCCAGCGUGGUCAUGAACAGCGGGAUGCGGUUCAUUUCUGCCAGGAUCUCAUCGGCUGUUUUGGAUCGCUGCGAGGACAUGCUCGGCGGCAUUGCUGCCGUGAGCGCUUCAACCAAGUCAUCGGAGUUGUGCUUUGCUGUGCUUUCGACAUUGCUGUUGCUGCCGCCGCCGCCGCUGCUGCUGUUGUUCGAUACCGGCGCGUUGCCUGUGGGGGUGCCAUCUUCACUUUGAUUUUUCGCCAUUUUUUCUCAUCAAAUCCUGUAGUGGCUUGUUCAGAUAAGGUGCGAUGAUGAUCCGGCCUAGUGUGCACCUGCUCGGGACAGCGUGUUUCGACCCUGGGCCCUGCUUCUUGCCGUUGUUUUGUGCGGGCGUGGCUCAUGUAGGUCGUGAAUCAUGCACUUACAGCACAUGUAGUCCGUCGGGACGCUUCUGGUUGUAGAGUGAAAAGGUGUGUUUCAAGGUCCUGCAGGGUUUUUGUGGUGUCAAGCACCGAAAAAAUGCUUGUUUGCCAUGUGUGGAAGCUGGCGGGCUGGUGGCGUUUCAACAUCCGACAACGGCUGUCUCCAACUUACCUCCCACUGCCGAUGGCUUGACUAUCGAAAAUCAGCCCAGAAGACUGCACGAAAUGGCAUUUCAGCAUUUGGAAGCGCAUUUGGAAGAAUUGCUCGUGGCCCGCAAUGAAUCAGAACCAAGCAGUCGUCACCUGCGCGGCCCUUACUCCGCUGCCAGGCAUGUUGG